AUGGGAAAGAUAUACAAGGGAUUCCAUGGGAAAAGCUUAACUACAGCUAUAGAAGUACCGCGAAACUCGAUUGAAUCAGAGUGUUUGGAAGUGCAGAAGGGGAAGGCCAUCUAUGACUUCCAAUUCAACACAAGGCUUCUUGACCGCUUCCUUGUGAGGAGGACCGACAGCAAUUUCAAUGCCAUGAUACUGAAGCACUUGUUCAUGAGCAAGGAAGGUAAAAUUGCCGUGGUAGUAGGAAUUGUAACCGAUGAUAUCAGAGUGUAUGAAGUUCCUGCAUUGACUGCACUCAGGUUUACAAAGACUGCACGUGCUAGAAUAGAGAAGGCCGAUGGUGAAUGCUUGACAUUUGAUUAG
Molecule: messenger RNA, 357 nt
Organism: Arachis ipaensis
Lineage: Eukaryota; Viridiplantae; Streptophyta; Magnoliopsida; Fabales; Fabaceae
Source: RefSeq, a predicted model, not a curated record